CAAACAUUGCAACAUAGUAUUAUCGUUAUCGAGGCAGUAAACAUCUGAUUUCUAAAUUUCUAAAAUUAAUGUUGCAACGUAGCAAAAGUCUAUCGACCGUGUAAACAACUAUGACAACAAACACAGCCACCUGUGAAUCAGAGUCGAAAGUUGAAAUUGUGAAGAAAACAUAUAAAUACGAGUUAUUGGAAGAUGUGCACCUGGCUCUGCAACCACCAGCAGGUAGUAAAGGUGAGACCUUAUAUACGCAAGGAAGCUUCAAGUACUUCCAUUACGGCUGCGAUGGCCAUUCGGACGCGGGCUGGGGCUGCGGCUACCGAACGCUCCAAACGGCCAUCUCUUGGAUUAUAAACAGGCGCAGUGGAAGGACGGCCAUGUGGAAUGUGCCCUCCAUAGAGGAGGUUCAGAGCUUGCUGGUGAGGAUUGGCGACAAACCUGCACGAUUUGUUGGCUCACGCGAUUGGAUAGGCACCAUGGAGGAGUUUUUUGUGAUAGAUUCCCUAUUUGAUAUACCCUGCAAAUUUGCACACGUGCAACAACUGAACAGUGAGCAGGUGCUAAAGCAGAUUCGUGAAUACUUUGUGGAUUAUUGCGGUUUAAUUGUUAUGGGCGGGUUAAGUGACACCGCUUCAAAGGCCAUUGCGGGCAUUCACCUGAGCCAAACGGCGGGCUGUUCACUGCUCAUUGUGGAUCCACAUUUCGUAGGCGUGCCCAGCUCCAAGCAACAGCUGAUUGAACGAGGUUAUGUGCGUUGGAUGCACAGCAGCGAGCUGGAAGGCAGCGCAUACAAUCUGUGCUUCAUACUGGAAAAGUAAAAACUGCCAACGGAAACGGUGCUGCCAAAUCAAAUGAAGUUGACAAAAACAAUAAAUUGCACUAGUUUA
Drosophila mojavensis is the source of this 884-nucleotide messenger RNA. RefSeq names its product probable Ufm1-specific protease 1 (gene Ufsp1). The record is from RefSeq and is a predicted model, not a curated record. The transcript is spliced from 3 exons. Bases 111 to 815 code for a protein of 234 amino acids. Lineage: Eukaryota; Metazoa; Arthropoda; Insecta; Diptera; Drosophilidae.